This is a messenger RNA of Salpingoeca rosetta, 4794 nucleotides long. RefSeq names its product NEK/NEK10 protein kinase. The coding region runs from base 1 to 4794 and encodes 1597 amino acids. NCBI's taxonomy places the organism in Eukaryota, Choanoflagellata, Craspedida, Salpingoecidae. Gene Ontology annotation, biological process: protein phosphorylation. The transcript has 4 exons. Gene Ontology annotation, molecular function: protein kinase activity; ATP binding. The record is from RefSeq and is a predicted model, not a curated record.
AUGCGAAGUGCGGUGACGGCAGCGCAGGUUGCUCAGCGAUUGCGCCAGCCCAUUGGAACUGCGCAGAAUGGCGUGCAUCAUGUCGACGUGGCAGCAGAGCACUCACUGAUCCUGGGGCUGUGCAAGACCAUUCCUCGGCGACGGGCCUUCACCCACGAUGAACACUUCAAGGAGCUCUCCAUCGCCCUCUGCGAGCACCGCCUCCUCGUCUUUGCCGUGCAAGAAGAGGACGUCCUUCAAUCACGCCGACAGCAGGUCGCCGAGGAGCAUGCCCAUGGCACCAACCCAAAUCAGGAGCGCGGGACAACAGCAACCACUGCAUCAGCAACCACCACCACAGCAACAACAACAUCAACACCAUCAACAACAUUAGGCACAGCAAGAUCAGCUGCGCCUCCACACCACGGUGGCGAGCCCAAAGUACUGGUCACCGAUGCCGCCGUGUGGUACCCGUACAUCCUGCUGCUGCGGCUCUUGCUGCGUGACGCUGCGCUUGUGGCAAUGCUCAUGGCCAAAUUCCCCGACCUGUGUGCUGCGGUAGCAAGCCUUGCCUUGUACUUCUGCAGCCCUGCGCUGUGGGAUGAGGAAGCAGACAACGACCUUCUCUCGUCCGCCAACCACAGCAACGCCGGCGAAGAUGGCGGCGACCAAAGCGACCAUGAUGACACAUCGCGGGGCAGCACGUCCUCCACGGCUGCAUCGCUGCUGGGGAACCCGCGUGUUGCGCAACAGCGGCUAUGCGUGGAGCUGGCAGCAGCCGUGCAGCGACUGACAAAGCACCCCGACAGUGUGCUGACGUUUAUGGACGCGCGUGUGGACCACGCCCUGGUGCCGCUGCUUGCGCAUGCGGACGGUGAUGUCGUCAUGUCCGCCGCACACGCCCUGCUUGCCCUUGCCCUCUCCGGCACCGCCGCCACACGCGAGGUGAUGGCGUCAUCAAGUGCCGUCUCCUUGUGCCUGCAGGCACUGGACCGCGCGCAGGGGGAGCAGCAGCUGGCACUGCUGCGGCUCCUCCUCUCCCUCUCCGACCAGGCAGCAGCACGCAAGGACAUGGUCUUGUACGACGCGCUUCGCCUGUUCACGCAGCUGCUGCAGGUGGUUGACUUGGACGUCAGGCUCGCCGUUGUCGGCUGCAUCGAGAGGCUGUGCGCAGACUUUGAGGACGAGGUGCGGCUGAGUGGGCUCAUUCCGCAGCUGGCAAAGAUCCUCGCAAACUACGUGCACGAGCUUGGUGAUGGACGUGACCAGGGUGGCGCUGACAGCGCGGGUGAGCGUGACGAUGGCGAUGCUGGUGGUGGUGCUGAAGGUGGUGAUGUGAGAGAUACAGCAGGCAGUGGCAGUGGCGGUGUUGGCAACAGCAUUGGCGAAGGCGGUGACUUCCACAUCCCCGUGUCAUCAUCCACCAUCACAUCGCUGCCACCGCCCAUCGCCCUAGCGUCCCCCGCCAAGCACUCAGCGCUCCGCUGCGCAGUCAUGUCUGCCCUGACGGCGCUGUGUGUGCAAGAGAUUGGUGCUGUGCAGGUGCAGGAGUGCAACGUCAUCUACGUUGCCUCUCGCCUGCUGGUUCACCCGGUUGUCGAAGCGUACAAGUCGGGUGCGCUGCCUUCGCCGUCCGCUGCUGGCGCAUCUCGCCCCGUCACGCCGGCAACCGCCCGCAUCCUUGGCCUCCAGGCAGCCAGCAGACCCACGACAGCAACCAGAGGCAAGUCUGGCCACGACGCCACCCCUGCAACAAGCACAGACAACAACAACAACAACAACAACAACGCAACUGCUGGGGUUGGGCAUGCGUUGCAGUCAUCACGAGCGACUGGUGCGCCACCAGGCACGCCGCGUCGCAACAGCCGCGUGUACCGGCCACCAACUCAGACGCUGCUGGAGCAAGGCUGUGCCAUGCGGCUGCUGCGGUUUCUGUUCAGCGCCGAGCGCAAUCGCCGCUACUUCAAGCGGCUCUUCCCGCCAGACCUCUUCUCGUGGUUUAUCGACGUCGGGCACUACAAGCCCGGCAUGCAAGUGUACCUGCGCCUUGUCCGCCACCUGUAUCGCAUGACGCCAACAGCGGUGCAGCGGUUGGAAAGGGCGGUUGAGGACACAAACGUCAACAAGCAGCCGAGCAGGCACGUGCUCAAGUACGGCCUGCUGGAGAAGCUUGGGGAAGGUUCAUUUGGCUGCGUGUACCGGGCCGUGCGGGCUGACACGGAGCACAUGUACGCUGUCAAGGAAAUUCCAUUGCGUAACCCUGCCCUCUUUGGCCAGACGGACGGGGAGCAGGCAAAGGCCAUCCAACGCAUCGAGAAUGAGGUGAAGAUCAUGCAGGGCGGGCUGCGCCACCCAAACGUGGUGAAGUACGAGACGUCGUUCGUGCUGACCAGCACGCUGUUCAUUGUGAUGGAGAUGGUGGAGGGGGCGUCACUGCAGGACCACUUCAACGCACUUGUGGAGAAGCAGCAGACCAUGGACGAGCGGAGGGUGUGGCGCAUCUUCGUGCAGAUUUGCAACGGCAUCCACUACAUGCACCGCGAAAAGCGUGUUGUGCACCGGGACCUCUCACCCUCAAACGUCAUGCUCGGUUGGUAUGACAAGGUGACGAUUGUCGACUUUGGCCUCUCCCGCCAGCGCAACACGGGCAACACGCUGAUGGAAUCGUCAGUGGGCACGCUGUCGUACUCGUGCCCUGAGAUUGUCACCAACCAGAAGUACAACGACAAGGCAGACAUCUGGGCGCUUGGCUGUCUGUUGUACCAACUGGCAACGCUCCGCCCCCCGUUUGCCACAACCAACAUGCUCGCACUCGCCAAACGCAUCGUCGAGGGCACAUACGACCCGAUCCCUUCCACCCGCUCGGAGAUGCUGCGCGAAACCGUCUCUGUCUGUCUCACACCAGACCCAGACCUCAGACCCGACAUCACAGAGGUAUGCCAGGCGAUUGGCCCCGCCAUCAUGGUGGAGCUUGAUGUUCUAGCGCGAACAAUGGAGGUGAAGGACAGGAUGAUUGAGCGCGAGCGAACCCUCAAGCGCCGGUUUCGCCGCGACGCCAAAGCGGCCAAGGUGGCCAUGGAUAGGCUGCUCACUGCAUCGCAGCGCACAGACGAGGACGAGCAAGCCGAAGAGGAGGAGGAGGAGGACGUGGAGGGGGAGGAGGUGGUGGUGGGCGGACGUGGGGGCGGUGAUGAUCGAAAUGCGUUUCGCCAGAACUCAACAAGCGCGUUUAAUGCGGUUCGGGCUGCGGGGCGGGGUACUGAUCCCAACGCAGGACCAGCAGGUGAACGCAACGGCGCCCGUGACGGAGAAGCGGGUGUGCACGAGCAGCUAUGGCGAACGGACACAGAUGGCGCUGUGGAGACUGAGCAAAGAGCAGGCAACCAACAUGAGGCAGUGGCGAGUCAACGCAAAGUGGGUGAUGAUAGUUACAACAACAACAGCGAUGAUGAUGAUGGUGAUGACAGCGAGCUGGAGGAGGAUGUGUUUGGCUCACCCACAGCAACGCAGCGGCUGGCGCGAUUUGAGGCGUCACGGCGGCGGCAGCACCGCAUCGGCAGCAGACACGUUGUGCACAGCGCGUCCACCUCUGCGCUGCUGGACCCGCGGGCGAGGGCGGGGCUGCGGCGGCACGGGCGAAGACGCGAUCGCAGUGAUGGCACUGAUGGUGACGGUGAUGGUGACCGUGGCAGCGGCCCGCUCGGCAGCUUGGCGGAGAUUGGCGCCAUGCUGCCUGCCCAUGACGCAACGUCUGAGGAACAGGGUUCACGCACGCGACAACAACAGCAGCAGCACCAAUCAAGACGCACUCCCUCUGGGCGCCAGCGCACAUCGACGCGACCGUCGUGGCGGCAGGUGUCGCCGUCGCCCUCUGGCAACGCAACGCCACGUGUGCGAAGUGCGGCGCGUGGGCGGCCAAGCAGCAGCACGGCGCCUGCAGCCGGCAUCAUCCGGUUGCCUGCAAGCAAACUCAAGCCCGUUGCAGACCCGAUUGUGCUGCUGCUGACGCAACUGAAGAAGGUCAUGUUUGUGUGCAUGCAGGCACCGGAGUCUCGAGCAAACCCUGCCCGCCACGUUGUUGUGCGGUUCCAGCAAGUGCUGUUCCGACCAACAACGAGCAGCGCGGCAAUGAAGGACCACCUGCACAAGUUGCAGCACGCGGUGCCAAGCACCAUCGUCGACAUUGACUUUGGCAUGGCGGGGCGGGUUGCACGGGAGAUUGCCAUGCGCAGCAGCACGGAGGCGGCUCGCGCCCUCUCGCGCCUGCAGCGACAGGCCCUGUUCUCCUCCUCUUCAUCUUCAUCGGGCGCCAACGUGCUUGCAGGCACGCCGAGCGCGACUGCGAACGUCGGCUCGGCUGCAACUGCAACUGCACCCGUGACGGCACAGCGCGUUGCGCCAACGCCCAUGCGCGCUCGUGGCGGAGCAGUGGAGCAGGGUGGUGGCGGGGGCGGCAGUGAUCAGGACAACAGUUUGCAACGCGGAGCAGCAACCAGCGAUGCCAAUGAAAGGACAGGCGAGGCUGGCGGAGCGGACCUGACGUCCAGCAGCAGCCGUGUUGGUGAUGUCGGUGGUGAUGGCGGUGGUGUUCAGCAUCGCGACGACGGGGCGUUUCUCGUGCGUGUGCCGUCCAUGGAAGAUGGGACGCGGCUGACGUCUGACGCGUUUGUGGCGCGAAACACGCUGACAUACCAGCAGUUGCACCGCAUCAUUGAGCUUGAGUUGCAGCGCUGUGGAUAUUACGACGCAGGAAAGCGCACAGGCCGGACGAGCAGGGCGAGCAGAAGUUCACACCGCUCGGUGGGGGCAGCAUGA